CCUCGCCAUUUUUACUCAUCUUCCUCACAAGCAACCCACAUUCUUCGAUUAGAAUGAAUUCCAUGGCUAUUUUGGGUUUUUUAGUUGUGGGUUUUCUCUCAAUUGCUUCCUCCGUCAAUGGCGACGGUGGUUGGGUCAAUGCACAUGCCACCUUCUACGGCGGUGGUGAUGCCUCCGGCACAAUGGGUGGUGCUUGUGGGUAUGGGAAUCUGUAUAGUCAAGGGUAUGGUACAAACACAGCAGCGUUAAGUACUGCUUUGUUCAACAAUGGUUUGAGCUGUGGCUCGUGCUUUGAAAUCAAGUGUGUGAAUGACCAUCAAUGGUGUUUGCCGGGGUCUAUUAAGGUCACCGCCACCAACUUCUGCCCACCGAACUCCGACGGUGGGUGGUGCAACCCUCCUAACCAACACUUCGAUCUCUCUCAGCCUAUCUUCCAACAUAUUGCUCAAUACAAAGCCGGAAUCGUCCCUGUUGCUUACAGAAGGAUACCAUGUGUUAGAAGGGGUGGGAUUAGGUUCCAAAUCAAUGGACAUUCGUAUUUCAAUUUGGUGUUAAUUACAAAUGUGGGUGGCGCCGGUGAUGUUCAUUCGGUGGCAAUUAAAGGGUCAAAGACUGGAUGGCAACAAAUGUCAAGAAACUGGGGGCAAAAUUGGCAAUCCAACAAUUAUCUCAACGGGCAGAGUCUGUCUUUUAAGGUCACCACAAGUGAUGGUAAAACCGUGGUGUCUAACAAUGUUGUCCCUGCUGGUUGGUCUUUCGGGCAGACCUUCGCUGGUGCCCAAUUCCGAUGAAAAGACGUUUUUACCCUUGUUUGGGAAAUUGGUUUUAGUGGUCACCUUGGGUGUUACUAUUGUAUCUUUUAGCAACUACAAUAGCUACUACUACACUACUACUAUAAUGACUAAGGGCUUAUUUUGAUAGGGUCAUUUUAGUCAUUUUGAUUUUUAGGGUGCCCAUCUAGUUUUUAGUUUAGGGUGCCCUAGGGUUUGUUUUGGGUUUGGGUUUGGUUUUCUUUGUUUUUGUGGUUUAGGGCAGUGGUGGACUAUUACCACCCGCCAUAGUCGUAAUUGACGUUUUUGCCCUUGGUAUUGGGCCAUUGGAAAUCUCUUUUUUAUUUUUUGCAUUGUAUUGGGUUGUGUGAGGUCCUAAGUUGUAAAUUUACGUUUUUUUAUUAGUAAUGAAAGGUGACUACUCUACUUACUACUA
Lactuca virosa is the source of this 1206-nucleotide messenger RNA. The record is from the annotation of a GenBank genome assembly. Lineage: Eukaryota; Viridiplantae; Streptophyta; Magnoliopsida; Asterales; Asteraceae.